Lolium perenne is the source of this 1167-nucleotide messenger RNA. The record is from RefSeq and is a predicted model, not a curated record. Lineage: Eukaryota; Viridiplantae; Streptophyta; Magnoliopsida; Poales; Poaceae.
GUUCAUAUGACGGAGAGGGGAACGGAUCUUCACCCUUUGAAGAUUCGUUACCAUGGCACAGUGGAUAUACCGUAUGACGAGAGGUACACGGAGUUCAUCCAGCCUACCGGUCUUAUGCCGUUCAUAUCCCUUGUAAGCCGUGGGGGGCCGAACAUGAACCCCUCUGCACUCACCGCCCUUGUCGACCGGUGGAGGCCGGAGACUCACACCUUCCACUUGAGGGCCGGCGAGAUGGCCCCUACUCUCCAGGAUGUUUCCAUGAUCCUUGGACUACCUAUUCAGGGCGACCCACUGUGUAUGAACAUAGCUUCUGAUGGGUGGCGCGGACAGAUGGAGGACCUUAUUGGCAGGGCUCCUCCGGCGCCAGCAAAUCCAAAGGAGAGAGUUCCCGCCGGCGCGUCUUUCUCUUGGAUCAGGACUAACUUUGCAGAAUGCCCGGAAGGGGCCAACGAGGACACUCGGAGGACGUACGCCCGCGUGUACUUAUGGUACAUGAUUUCGAGGACUCUCUUUCCUGACAGUGGGGGGAAGCUGGCCCAUUGGUGUUGGCUGAAGGCGCUUACUGUGUUGGACAGCCGGUGGAGUUGGGGAACAGCGGCACUUGCCUACCUCUACCGGCAGUUGGACGAAGCUUGUCGCAGGACUGGGAGCAGGACUGGGAGCGGCGGUAUUGGUGGAUGCUUGCUCCUACUUUCCGUAUGGAGCUGGGACCGCAUAUCAGUUGGGCGGCCUAGGGUACUCCAGGAGUCGCAUUGGCCUCAUUACCGGAACAACCCUGAUCUGGAGCCGACUUGGGCAUACCUUUGGGACAAUACGGAAUGGGAGCCAUAUGGUACCUACUACCGUAUUGGCGCGGGGAUGCCUGACCUCAACCAUAAGCGCACGGAGGAGGCGCGGUUCUGGCGGGAGCGUAGAGAGAAGGUUGCUGCUAAUGAUAAAGCAAAGAGAGAUACAAAAAAAAAUAGGGUAGAGCGAGCCCGAAACCGUGAGGUGAACCAAAAGAGUAUGGAGGAAGAGGAUGCACACAUGUAUGCGGAGGAAGAGGUGUGCGAGGAGACCCGUGAAGCGGAAAGGAAUAGAUUAAGAGAAAGGGCUGAUGCGGCGCAUGCAACAGAAGAACACGACGACAGGAUUGGAAAAUGGCCACGCUGGACGCAUGGCAAGUAG